This is a messenger RNA of Archocentrus centrarchus (flier cichlid), 1327 nucleotides long. RefSeq names its product phospholipase A and acyltransferase 2-like. The coding region runs from base 130 to 651 and encodes 173 amino acids. The transcript is spliced from 4 exons. NCBI's taxonomy places the organism in Eukaryota, Metazoa, Chordata, Actinopteri, Cichliformes, Cichlidae. Gene Ontology annotation, molecular function: A2-type glycerophospholipase activity; glycerophospholipid phospholipase A1 activity. The record is from RefSeq and is a predicted model, not a curated record. Gene Ontology annotation, biological process: N-acylphosphatidylethanolamine metabolic process. Gene Ontology annotation, cellular component: cytoplasm.
UGUAGUAGGCAAUCUGCUGUCUUUCCUUCAUCUGAUUCCAAAGAUUAUCACACAUCACACCUAAUAAAACAAACUGGAAGAGCUAACACAGUUCUCAUUUUAUCCCAAAACAACCAGGAGGAGUCAGCCAUGAACUAUCAGCAACAGAUUGAUCAUGUUGUGUCCACUGCCAAAUUUGGAGAUUUGAUAGAAUUCUCCUACCCAGUUGGAUACUCGCACUGGGCAGUCUAUGACGAAGAUGGAUACGUAAUCCAUUUUGCGGUCGCAGAUGAGAAGCAACUAAUGACAACUGUACGUACUUAUCUGCAAAAAAUCAUCCCAGUAUGUGGGGAUCUUCUCCUCGGCGAAACCAAGAUUCGCAGAGUCCCUCUUGGUGAGGUCAAUGUCCCACACGGAGCCCAGGUGUUGAUUUGUAACAACCGGCAUGCCUUCACACCAUCAGUACCCGAGGAUAUGAGGCUACGCCGUGACGGCCUUCUUGAUCAAUCCUUUCAAUAUAAUCUUUUCACUCUGAACUGCGAGCACUUUGCCACUUUCAUACGCUACGGAAAAGCUGUAUGCAACCAGAUCCCUGCAAGGCCCAAGAAUGAGGAGUGCACGUCAGCAUCUAAAGUCUUCAGUGACACUGUCAGUGCAAAGGAAACUUUUUAGAAGCCUUUGAAAUGAGUGAAGUUUUCCAUUUCCACGUUUAGGGAGCUUGCACUAUGUCUGAGUUUGAGCUUUCUGAGUCACAUCACUGUAAAUAUUCAAUAUUUUCUCUUUAUUUGAACCUUUUUUUUUUGCUUUUUUGUUUGUCAGUUAUGUAGUUUAAAGUAUGUACAGCAAUGUUGAAGGUGACUUGUUUUCUGCCCUUAUUGAUUAAUCUGCAAAAUGCUUAGUUGAAACCAAUAAAUGUUUUAGUCAUGAAACUGUUUCUAAUAACUCCCAGAGCCAAAAAAAAUAAAAAUAAAAUAAAUAAUUUUGCUGAGCAAAACCCCCUAAUGCUGAAAGCAAAGACCACCCAAAGAUAAUGUGACAUAAAAACUGUAGAUACUGUUGAGAACCAGAGAUCAAGACCAAUACUGAUACAGAUAUUUGGUGAUUUAAAACCUGGCAUUCUGAUAUAUUAUAGUUGUUUUUUUUUUAAUGUGUUAUGUGUAGUUACUUAUUUACUUGUUUAUUCUCUGCACAAGGCUGCCAGGAUCAGCUUGUCAUUGUGUUUGGUGUUGCCAACAGGGAAGUUGUGUAGUGCCCUCUGGUGGACAAUCUAUGCAAUGUCAACACUCAACAUGGUGAAGGGUGUUUCUCCCAUCUUUUCUUUCCUUUUAAUAACUAUCAUAACAUUGCC